GAGACUGCUGCAUCAGAUGUUUUCCCAGUACAACCGUUUCGGGCCUCUAGCUUUCACCCAAACGUUCCGAUAGAAGCCGAAGCACCCUUGGCGUGCUGCGCCUUAAGUCUAUACCGAUACCCCCAUUGUGGAGACUUCCAAAAGAUGACAGCCCUUGCCAGCAAAGGGCUCAGUCUUUCGGAACGAUUGUUAAAUAGUCACAACACAUCGAACCCCGGUCAAUUCUCAGAGUCGAUGCAUAGGGCAUGGUGGAUGAGUUAUCUCUGCCGAUGCAACGCCUCGAUUGUGAGCUGUACGCCAUUUGACGAGCCUAUCGAUAGUAGCAGUUCCAAGGCGCCGUACCCUUCCAGUGGAGAGGCGCCAGAGGUAUGGGCACAAUACAUCCGAGCCGAAGAAGCCCUUGUUGCAGCCACUUUGAUGCUUGCGGCAUUACUCAAAGGGUUCAACUCCGAGACUACCGCGUCGUCUUUUAACCGGAACAUUGGAGCUCUUGACGCUGUCAUCACACAUCAGUUGAACCAAUCCAACUUGGGCCAACCUCGGGCGCCGGUGGAUAACCCCGAGUCCAAACUUGCCAUUUGCCUCCACAUCACAACUCGGGCUAGGCUGAUGAGCGCACGUAUCAAGCUGCACAGGUAUCGUGCCUUUAUGGACCAUCCCCAGAUACUAAGAAGAUUCGAAUCAAUACCCCCUUUGGAUACUUCAAUUGGCCUGGCACAAGGGCAAGUCAUGCAUGGCAACAGUGGUAUAUCUCAAAAGGCUAGCCUGGUGUUUCCAUUCUCAAGCAAUCAUUCGCACGAGAUUUGUCUUGAAUCUGCCACAGGCAUUGCUACAGAACUCGAAACCCUUGCAGGCAUGGGGGUUCGCACAACACCGGUGGCAUGUUCGGCCAACUUGGCUGGCUUUACCCUGAUGAUGAUAUCGCAUUUCCAGACCUCGGCGAACGCACCGGAUCAUUCCAUGCCGUCUUCAGCGAUACUCGACGUACACAACAAGUGCAAGACACAGGUGAAGAUAGCGGUCAAUGCACUGAACAGAUUUUCGAACGCAUUCAGUUUCGUAAAGGCCCUCAAAGGUCAGCUUGUGACUGCAGCAGUAGCAUGCGAUCUUUAUGACACAGAUUUAAGCAACUAGAAAAGACAUUGAGCAUCUCAAGGUCAAUCAGAAUUGCAGACAUGAAUGGUUUGUGAUUCUGUGGGGUUCUAUCAAGUCCCCUCACUCAGGGUUUACCGCACCACAAGUCACACCAUUGCAAGUCGCGGGGAAUCCGAUUCAAGGCAG
Colletotrichum godetiae is the source of this 1281-nucleotide messenger RNA. RefSeq lists its product as uncharacterized. Lineage: Eukaryota; Fungi; Ascomycota; Sordariomycetes; Glomerellales; Glomerellaceae. The transcript is spliced from 7 exons. The record is from RefSeq and is a predicted model, not a curated record. Bases 145 to 1134 code for a protein of 329 amino acids.